Messenger RNA from Oxyura jamaicensis (ruddy duck), 528 nucleotides. Its product is annotated as hemoglobin subunit rho. Gene Ontology annotation, molecular function: oxygen carrier activity; haptoglobin binding; heme binding. NCBI's taxonomy places the organism in Eukaryota, Metazoa, Chordata, Aves, Anseriformes, Anatidae. The transcript has 3 exons. Gene Ontology annotation, biological process: oxygen transport; hydrogen peroxide catabolic process. Bases 40 to 483 code for a protein of 147 amino acids. Gene Ontology annotation, cellular component: hemoglobin complex; blood microparticle; haptoglobin-hemoglobin complex. The record is from RefSeq and is a predicted model, not a curated record.
UGUCCUCCCGCAGCCACACGCUACCCUCCGCCCGACACCAUGGUGCACUGGACAGCCGAGGAGAAGCAGCUCAUCACCGGCCUCUGGGGCAAGGUCAACGUGGAGGAAUGUGGGGCUGAGGCCCUGGCCAGGCUGCUGAUCGUCUACCCCUGGACCCAGAGGUUCUUUGAUAAUUUCGGGAACCUGUCCAGCCCCACUGCCAUCAUCGGUAACCCCAAGGUCCGUGCCCAUGGCAAGAAGGUGCUCACCUCCUUCGGGGAAGCUGUGAAGAACCUGGAAAAUCUCAAAGCAACCUACUCCAAGCUGUCUGAGCUGCACUGCGAGAAGCUGCACGUGGACCCCGAGAACUUCAGGCUCCUGGGAGACAUCCUCAUCAUUGUCCUGGCCGCCCACUUCACCAAGGACUUCACCCCUGCCUGCCAGGCCACUUGGCAAAAGCUGGUCGGCGUGGUGGCCCACGCUCUGGCCUACAAGUACCACUGAACGCUCCAGAGGAGGAUGCAGCUGUGACAGUCAAUACAAAUAAAA